This is a messenger RNA of Cynara cardunculus var. scolymus (artichoke), 1550 nucleotides long. RefSeq names its product WRKY transcription factor WRKY24-like. The transcript has 5 exons. Gene Ontology annotation, biological process: regulation of DNA-templated transcription. Bases 311 to 1411 code for a protein of 366 amino acids. The record is from RefSeq and is a predicted model, not a curated record. NCBI's taxonomy places the organism in Eukaryota, Viridiplantae, Streptophyta, Magnoliopsida, Asterales, Asteraceae. Gene Ontology annotation, molecular function: DNA-binding transcription factor activity; sequence-specific DNA binding.
UCCACCUUCACUUCCCAUUUCCUCGCCGGCGUUCUCACCGUUCUCCAACUUCUCCAUCUCCGGCGGCCUCACCACCGCCGACUUCCUUGACUCCCCUGUUCUCCUCUCUUCUUCCCACAUUUUAGCAUCUCCAACCACUGGUUCUUUCCCAUUACAAGCCUUCAAUUGGAACACCAACAACCAGAAUCAAGAACACAAGAAUUUUGCAGAUUUCUUCUUUCAAUCCCAAUCGAAUCAUUCCACUGAAAUCUACCAUCAACCCAAAAUCGAAGAUGACACAGAAUUCGUAACAUCAGAAUACCCAUUUCAGAUGCAGAGUUUCUCCCCUGAGAUCUCCACCGUUAAAACAAACUCAAAGCCGAAACAGAGCUUCCAAUCGAACUAUAAUCAUCAAUCAUCACAGAAGAAGUUAGAUGAUGGGUAUAAUUGGAGAAAAUAUGGGCAAAAACAAGUGAAAGGUAGUGAAAAUCCUAGAAGUUAUUACAAGUGCACAUAUCGAAAUUGUUCAAUGAGGAAGAAGGUGGAGACGUCCGCAGAUGGGGAUAUUACUGAAAUUGUUUAUAAAGGAAAUCACGAUCAUCCGAAACCGCAAUCUACUAAACGAUUGUCUUCUUCUUCGGCUUCGAGUAAUUCAUUCGUGGUGCAUCAAUUUAACGAAUACCCGGAUCAAUCUAACGGUUCUCGGCAAUCGGAUUUGGUUGGGACGCCGGAAAAUUCAUCAAAUUCAAUCGGAGAUGAUGAGUUUAGUCGGAGUAGGUCCGGUGGGGAUGAGUUUCUUGAAGAUGAAGCUCAUGCUAAAAGAUUGAAGAUGAAUAAUGAAAAUGAAAUGAUAUCGAUGGAGGGAAGUAGGACCAUUAGAGAGCCAAGAGUCGUGGUUCAGACGUUAAGUGAUAUUGAUAUACUCGAUGAUGGCUAUAGAUGGAGAAAAUACGGUCAAAAAGUGGUCAAAGGGAAUCCUAAUCCUCGAAGCUACUACAAAUGCACCACACUCGGUUGUUCAGUGAGAAAGCAUGUGGAACGAGCGUCCCAUGACGUACGCUCAGUGAUAACAACCUAUGAAGGCAAGCACACCCACGAUGUGCCAUUGGCUCGUGGUGCCAGUCAUCGACCAUUACCACCCACCAACCCUGGCAACAGUGUGGCCACCAUGACAAUUAGGCCAUCCGAAUGGUCUCAUCACCAACCUAACAACUCUAUGAUCAAUACAGUCUAUGAGUCCUGGUUACCAUCGUCACAAGAAACACCGUUUACGCUAGAGAUGUUAAAUAACCCAGGUGGUCAUGAGUUAUCUGGGUUCGACAACCGAAUACGCACCGGUUACAUGAAUCGACAACCAAAUUUGGAUAAUGUUUUUUCUAUAGCUAAAGACGAACCUAAAGACGAUAACUUUUUGGAAUCCUUGUUAUACUGAAGUCGUUUUUCUUUCAUGGACUUAACUUGUUGAUGUUAAUAGAUGGAGGGUAUUUAUAGAAAAUAUAUGUGAUGGUAAUCUUACCAUUUUUUGAUUUUAUUUGUUUGUUGUAAUUGUAAUAUUUUACACAUUUUAUAUG